AUAUUUUUCCAAUUGUUUUCAAUUUUCAGCAAAGUGUGGAUCUAGGAAUGGUGUGUCUGAAGCUGAUGUGCGACUUAUUGGUAUUGCAUCCUUAUUUCAACUACUCGCAGAACAUAGCUCAACUUCUCGUGUUGUAUCUCAACAAUCCAAAACCUGAAGUCCGCAGUAUUGUAUCGAAAUGCUUAUCUCAGAUUUUCAGAGAGGACAAGAAGGGAGAGCUGUCUUUAUUUAUUGUGCGCAAAAUAAACCUGUUGGUGAAGUCGAGGACGAAUGCUGUCCAUUCAGAAGCGGUGUCCGUAUUCUUGACCCUGAGAAUCAAAGACGUCAAUCUAGACCAGGAGAAAGAAGCUGAGUUGAGAGAGAAAAAGUUUCAAACUAGAAGGCAGAAGUUGCUGAGCAUGUCGAAAAAGGAGAGAAAGGCCAGCAAAAGAUUGGAACAGUUAGGAAAGGAACUAUUGGAAACAAAAGCUGAAGAAAAUAAGCAGACAAAGCAUAAAACUCUCACGGAGGUAAUCAAAGUUGUAUUCACUGUAUACUCUCGUAUACUCAAAAAUGAUCCGACGUCCAAACUGCUCUGGAGGGCAUCGCAAAGUGAGUAAACUCUAACGCAAUUC
Messenger RNA from Nilaparvata lugens (brown planthopper), 614 nucleotides. Its product is annotated as nucleolar complex protein 3 homolog. The transcript is spliced from 3 exons. Gene Ontology annotation, cellular component: nucleolus. Gene Ontology annotation, biological process: DNA replication initiation. The record is from RefSeq and is a predicted model, not a curated record. NCBI's taxonomy places the organism in Eukaryota, Metazoa, Arthropoda, Insecta, Hemiptera, Delphacidae. Bases 48 to 599 code for a protein of 183 amino acids. Gene Ontology annotation, molecular function: chromatin binding.